Molecule: messenger RNA, 2050 nt
Organism: Triplophysa dalaica
Lineage: Eukaryota; Metazoa; Chordata; Actinopteri; Cypriniformes; Nemacheilidae
Gene: scrn2
Product: secernin 2
Exons: 9
Coding region: 103-1350 (415 amino acids)
Biological process (GO): proteolysis
Molecular function (GO): dipeptidase activity; cysteine-type exopeptidase activity
Source: RefSeq, a predicted model, not a curated record
GUUCAGAGGACCUUUAUUUUGAAGUGUGUACUGUAGCAUGUUGAUCACUCAGCUCUGCCUCUCAUCGGCUCGCUGACGGAUCUGGAGCUUUAUAAGGAUAGGAUGGCCGAACCGCCUCAGUCAUGUGACUGUUUCGUAUCUUUACCUCCUGGUUCUAAAGAAGACUAUGUGAUCUUUGGUAAAAACUCUGACCGCCCGAGAGAUGAGGUGCAGGAGGUGGUGUAUUACCCUGGGUCCUCACAUGUUCCUGGGUCUACAUUGGAGUGCACAUACAUUUCUAUCCUUCAAGCUGAGCAUACCCAUGGGGUUGUGCUGACCAGACCCGCUUGGCUUUGGGGGGCUGAGAUGGGAGCUAAUGAACAUGGGGUGUGUAUCGGAAAUGAAGCGGUGUGGACCAAGGAGCCUGUAGAUCCAAAGGAAGCUUUGCUGGGAAUGGACCUGGUUCGGCUGGGACUGGAGCGCGGGGACAGCGCGUGGUCCGCUCUGAAUGUCAUCACAGGUCUACUGGAGCAGCAUGGUCAGGGUGGAACCUGUAGGGAAACCACCGAACCCUUAAGUUACCACAACACCUUCUUACUAGUGGACCGACAGGAAGCCUGGGUCCUAGAAACUGCUGGAAAACUGUGGGCUGCUCAAAAAGUCACAGAGGGAGUCAAGAAUAUCUCAAACCAGCUGACGAUAGGCUCGGAGAUCUCUGCAGAGCAUCUGGAUCUGCGCAGCGUGGCCCAGACUCAGGGCUGGUGGAGUGGGGAGGGGGAAUUUAGCUUCACUGCUGCCUUCAGCCCUGAUAACCCCCCUGCCAGGAUGGAGAUGGCCAAGCAGCGCUACAAGGGAGGCACAGCCCUGCUUCAGCAACAUGAUGGCUCUGUGACAGCAGAGGUGAUGAUGAGCAUCCUGAGGGACAAAGCCAGUGGGAUCUGUAUGGACUCAGAGGGCUUCCGUACCACAGGCAGCAUGGUCUCCAUUCUCCCACGAAAGCCAGGCAUGCCCUGUGUCCACUUUUUCACUGGCACUCCUGACCCCUCCAGGUCUGUAUUCAAGCCUUUUAUCUUCUCUGAGAACAUGAGGCCUGUCAGCAUGGUGGUAUCUCCGCAGUACGGUCCAGAUGAUCCUGUGAAGACACAGCCUCGAUUUCAGCAUCAAGUGGAUCGCAAACAUGAGCUCUACAAAGCCCACCAGACAGCACUGACCAAUUCAGAUGCUGCCGUCUCUCUACAAGAGACGAUGAGAAAUUUGGAGUCUCAAUGUCUUGAGGAGAUAGAGGCCAUGCUUAGAGGAGAGAUACGGGGCCAGGAGCUUGGUGACCUGUUCUUCGACUGUGUGGACGCAGAGAUCAAAUUCUACCAGUGAAACCAAGCAGUUCUCGUUGUGAAUGUAACUAGUGCUUGCUGAUCUGCCUGAAGAGAGAGAGAGAGCGAGAGAAAAUUGGAGAGUCCAGGGCACACAGGUUCCUGCCUGCUGAAGUCAUGCUCUCCUAGUUCCCCUGAUGCCAUGCUAAACUAAUUGUGAUGUCCAUGCCACAUUAACUGCAGCUGUUAAAAAAGACACAUUAUAGCACACUAGAUGUUCAUGUUAGUGGAUCACCAUAAUCAUGUUUAAUUGUCUCAAAGGGCGGUCAUUUUGUUUUAGUAAUAUAAAAUAUAGUAUAAAGUCCCCUUAUACCAGAAAGUAGAAUUUGGGUUUUAAAAUAGAAGACAAGAACGAAUUUCUCAUAAAAAAAGUAUUUUUUUCUAGGCAGAUUAAAGUUCGAUCUUGACACUACUGUGUUAAAAGAAACUUGAUCUAACAGGACAGAGAGAAGUGGAUGUACCAGAUGCAAAACAACGAGAAUACAUCUGGCAGGCUCAUUAAACAGUUCACAGAAAUCUCACAGUGAACAGAAUAUGCAAUUUGAUCAUAAAGUUUGUGAGUAAUGCCAUAUAAACCAAUAACAAUAUGAGAAAAUUGCACUAAUAAAGCAUGCAACAAAACCUCCUGAAAAUAAGAUCUCCACAGCAAAUGCUGUUAGUGAAGGAUUCUUGCAUGAAAAUAAAAUCUAAAUAAAUAAAAA